AAGCUUGCAAUUUCAAGAGAAUUCUGGUCACUAUCAUUAUGGGGUGGAGGGUUCAGAGUUUAAAGCAUCCAUUUUGUUCUGUAACUAUCUCCUUGCAGUAAAAAAAAACCCAAAAAAUCAAACAAACCCUGAGGAAUGUUGAACCUACGCAAAUGCAAUUUUUGCACUUUUUAAAUAUACUGUCAUGAAGCCGAAGUUUCUCAAGAGCUCAGCAGAAAAUAUAACACAUUCACAGCUAAUCCCUUCCAAGUUUCAGUGGUAUGAGGAAAAAAAAGGUCUCCACCAACUCACUUUUAGAUUGCUUCCUUUCUCUUAAAAAGAAAUGACAAAACAGAGUUUUUAAAAGGGUAGCUGUUCUUUUCAAUGUUCAAUGUGCAGAGAUGAACUUGAGGGCCUUAUGCAAAAUACUUGUUUUGUAGGAUGAUGAGCCCCCAGUUAUUACAUUGUGGCACUUUCCUGUUGAUUCUGCUGCCCAAAUUUGAUUGAUUAGUAUAAAAAAUACCUCCAAAACCAUUUUUCCAAAUGUAAUUUGUCAUUCCCACUUCAGGUGUGGCUGUAUGUUGACUGUAUAGAUUUUUUUGCAUUGAUCUAAUGCCUUGGGAGGUGGGGGACAGUUUUUAACUCUUAAGAGAACAGGGUAGUUUAAUGUCAUGCUGAAUAUACUGUAAACAAAAACUGAUAUACAGUAGCUUAUAAACAUAUUUAUUUUGCAGAGCUCCUUUUGUACGUUAAAUGCACAGCAGUGACUUUUCUCUCUGUUAUACAGAGGAGCCCAUAUACUGUUACACACCACACAACUUCACCCGGGAUCAAGCCUUGUAUGCCAGAGGAUACUGUUGGACAGAGCUGAGAGAUGCAUUGCCAGGGGAGAUAGAUAACUGCUAUCACCGAGCAGCUGAAGGCCGGGCACCAAAAAUCGAAAAACAAAUCCAGUCAAAAGGCCCAGGGAUAACAGAACGCGAAAGAAGAGAAAUCAUUGAGAAUGCGGAGAAGGAAAAAAGCCCUGAGCAAAACCUGUUUGAGAAAUAUCUGGAACGCAGAGGGCGUAGCAAUUUCCUAGCCAAACUUUACUUGGCAAGGCACCUCUUCAUCAUAUUUUUAAGCAUCAUCCCUAUCACAUACUUGUCCACCUAUUAUGCUACGCAGAAACAAAAUGAAUUUACGUGCGCUCUAGGAGAACCUCCUGACAAAACCAGCAAUUCCAAAUUGCUCAUACGGGUGAAUUGCAAACUGCCCUCUGUUCAGCUGCAACGCAUAAUUGCUGGAGUGGACAUUGUCCUCCUUUGUUUCAUGAACUUGAUCAUCCUCAUCAAUUUAAUCCACCUUUUCAUUUUCCGCAAGUCCAAUUUCAUAUUUGACAAGCUGAACAAGGUUGGCAUAAAGACUAAGAAACAGUGGCAGAAAUCUCAGUUCUGUGAUAUUAAUAUCCUGGCCAUGUUUUGCAAUGAAAAUCGUGAUCACAUCAAGUCUCUAAACCGCUUGGAUUUCAUUACCAACGAAAGCGAUCUGAUGUAUGACAAUGUUGUGCGUCAGUUGCUUGCAGCUCUAGCCCAGUCUAAUCAUGAUGUUACCCCAACUGUACGUGAUUCUGGAAUACAAACAAUAGACCCCAGCAUUAACCCUACAGACCUUGAUCCUAAUGAGCCACUAAUCAUCAAGCGUCCUCGAAAGAAAAUGAAGUGGAUCCCGAGUUCCAAUCCCCUUCCUCAGCCAUUCAAGGAGCAGCUAGCUACCAUGAAGGUUGAGAACAGCAAACCUGAGAAGCCAAAGCCAGUGCGUCGGAAGACAGCAGCCGAUAGUCUGAUUGCACCUUUGCUGGAAAACAACUCAAAACCUAUCCAACCAUCCCCCAUUCACAAAACUGAACCUAGUACUCUGUCCAGCACAGGUAAUGAAAAGAAGCAUACACGUCACUUUUCCUUAGAUGUUCAUCCAUAUAUAUUGAGUAAUAAGAAACCCAAGCAAGAAAUUCCAUCCAGUAACUCUAUGGCGAUAUCCAAAAGUCAAGAGAGUGGAUUUUUAAACCAAGAAGAUAAAGCCAUAGUUCGUGUUACUUCUUCUCUUAAAGAUUCUUCCCUUCCUGGAAAAGAGUCCCUUUAUUCCCGUGACAUCUGCAGGACUGUGCCUGCAACGGGGGUUUUCCUCACCUGUGCCCAUAAUCAUAUAGCAACUUCUGGUGCUGCAACAAAGGUCGCUUUGCCCCAGACUAAUAAGGUCAUAGAGUCAGGGCCUGCCCUGAAUUGCCACCCUGUGCAUCCUCUUCUGCACAUCAAUACACUGUAUGAAGAUCAUGAAGAAGAGGGCUCAAACCUUAUAGAUGAUUCUUUAGACAACGGAAUUCACUCUCCAACAGAAAGCGGAGACAUCAUUUCUAUGCCUUCCACAAAACAAAUCAUGCUGGCAACUUUUGAUGAACCCUUGGCAAUAGUGAAUUCUGCGGAAUAUUGACGCACAAUCCAGAACUGCUGUUGAUCAGACCUUCAACCUGAUGUUCCACCUACAGCAGUAUGAACCCUUAUUCUCUCACAAACGACUGCAUGAGCAUGGAGUGCUAAAAUACAGACCACAGGGUUUGCAAUACUCCAGAUCGGUUAUUCAGGGUAGUGUCUUGGCUAAUGUCAAUAGCUUGCAAAAUACGACAAUAAUAAUAAGCCAAUCAAAUUAUUCUAUGCUUGGAAACACAUGCAAUAAAGCACAAGAAACAUUAGCUGUAGCUUCAAGAAAUUCACUACAACUAUCCAAAAUAUUUGAAGUGCUUGAAUGCAUGUCACACCGUGUUUCUUAAAGCACAUACAGCCUUGAAAUUCCAGUUCACUAUGUAAAGUAGCAACAGACGUAAAUGUGUAGGAUAUUUAUUCUUCCAUUUAAAAAAAAAAGCAGGUGUAAAAUUGUGGUUUGUCUUUAAGGUUCUUUUUUAUUUUUAAAAAGGAUAAUUUUUUAAAUAAUGAAAUUGUGUUUCACGGGUAUCCAUUGCUCCCUCCCAUCCCUGAUAUUAGCAUAAAGAAGAAACCAAGACCUAGAUCUUAAUCAUUACUAUGUUUUUGUGUGCCAAGAGAUGAUGAAAAUUAAGAGUUUAUUUUUUUAUUGCCUAUUUUAUUGUGAAUGAGGGUUUUUGAAUCAGAUGCUGUCUUUCCAGAAUGUGGGAAGAGGGUAGCCUAUUGCUGCAUAUUUUUGUUUAAUUGAGUGAGGUUUUUAAAACUAGGUUAAAAACUUUCUAUGAUGAAGCUGUACAGAUGUGAAGAGUAUUCAAAUAGUGCUGCUAAAAUAUUACAAAUCAGUUGAUUUGCAAUGAUACACAAUUUUAGAUGAUGGAUAUUUAAAUCUUUUUUAGGACUUGCCUACACUACAGCAUAACACAAGCCAAAUAGGCACUCUUGACACAUCUAGUAUGUGAUGAUUUAUUCCAAUGGUUGCUUCCUGGAAUGCUGCUAAGGAAAAAAAGCUGGCUCAAACAUGCAAAAGCAUGAUGUAGUACAAACCAAAGCAUUUUUCCUAGGAAAAUUAUUCAAUGAGAAGUUCCUUCAGGGGUGUGGGGGGGUGUGUUUCUAGGCAGGCUUUCCGCGAUACAUAACUUGAAUUGGAUGAUGAAGAGUUUGUUUAGAAUAAUUCCCCUUUUUAAAAAAAAAAAAAGUCUUCCUGUAUAAAAUUUAAUAGAAGUCUAUUAAUUUCAAUUCUUACCCUGAAAAGCAGAGGUUGAUAGGAAGUAUAAGAUUGCUUUGUGUAUAAAUUCUAAUCAAUUUUUGACAUUAUUAACUGGGAUUCUAAUUUAUAAUUGCUAUGGUUCCAUAUAGAUUUAGUUCAUCCUGGAAUUAAAUAAUUAAAUUAACUACUCAAAUUUGCUGUUUUGAGUUGACAGUAACUUCUAGAUUUACAAACUGAUCACCAUAUCAAGAAGAGCUGCUAGUUUAAUGGUGUGUUGGGACAAUCCUGCCCCAACAUAUUUGAAAAUGCAUCCAUUCUUGUUUGAAAUGCUUUUUGCAAAUAUCUACUUUUUGCAAAAAGUAGAUAUUUUUGCAAAUAUCUAAGCUGUUUAGCAUCCUUCAAAAAGCAAUUUCUUUGCUUCUCUUCCCAUCUUUUUGCACUAAUGGGAUCUGCAUUGCCUUUAGAAGUGCUCAAGGGACGACUCAUUAGCAAUCAAAAUGAUGUAUCUCAAAGAGGAAGAAAAGAUUAGCAACCUAAAGCUAAGCACUGCUGAUAUUCAGGGGAGUUCUCAACUACAGGUAGAACAAAAAUGGGCUUUAAAUAGAAGACUUUCUAAAUAACCUGUAUUGGUUUUUGACUUGGACCUUUCACAAGGCAGUCAACACCCAGUGGUACAUCUUAAGGACGGAGGGAUUGGUGUCAACAGAAAUCAAGAUGAUGGUUGCAUAACACAAUUGAAAUCCCACUCCUCUUCAACAUAAAUUGACAUUGCACAUAUAUAAGAGCAAGACUUCAUUCCUGCUUUUGCAACCGCCAUUUUGACUUUUUUUUUAACUCCCUCCAGAUGCCUUUAGUAUGAGCCCAUUAAAGCAAAAAUGGAAGAAAAGACAAUCCAGCUCAACUAAUGAUACGUAACUACCACGGUGGCAAAAAAUUGGGUUUUAUCUCCAUAUGAUUUUAUUCUUCCUUUUCCCUCCAAUGUAGGUACUACAGGUCAGCUUCUGAUUAAGCAGUUUCCACUAAGCAGAUGCCUGUGUUAAGCUGUCAGGUGGUGAAGUCUAAUGUAGCAGGCCACUUUAUGACUUCCUGAGCUUUAAACAUAGGUGUAGCAUUUAAAGCUGAAGCCACAUGCUUGUGCACCAUCAAAACUCAGUUUUAACGGCGUAUCUGUUAAAGAUGAAGCAACAUACCUGCCAGCACUUUGCUAUUCCAGACCGUACAUUAAAGAGAUAAUAAGAAUGUAGUAAGCAUUGUUCUUUUCAUACAGUGUUUACCUUGCUUGGCCUAAAGUGCAUUCUUAUGGCAUAUUUCUUCCUGUAAUUUUGAUGUGAUGUUCAUAAGAAUAGCUCUAGUGUGAUUUUCAAAAAGCAUAUUGGAAAAACUAGCACGCAAUAACCAUUCUUCACGCAAAAACCAGUUUUCAGGAAAAGAGA
Molecule: messenger RNA, 5075 nt
Organism: Ahaetulla prasina
Lineage: Eukaryota; Metazoa; Chordata; Lepidosauria; Squamata; Colubridae
Gene: PANX2
Product: pannexin 2
Exons: 3
Coding region: 733-2448 (571 amino acids)
Biological process (GO): positive regulation of interleukin-1 production; monoatomic cation transport
Molecular function (GO): channel activity
Source: RefSeq, a predicted model, not a curated record